This is a messenger RNA of Brachypodium distachyon (stiff brome), 1020 nucleotides long. RefSeq names its product peptidyl-prolyl cis-trans isomerase CYP18-1. The transcript is spliced from 2 exons. NCBI's taxonomy places the organism in Eukaryota, Viridiplantae, Streptophyta, Magnoliopsida, Poales, Poaceae. The coding region runs from base 225 to 707 and encodes 160 amino acids. Gene Ontology annotation, biological process: protein peptidyl-prolyl isomerization; protein folding. Gene Ontology annotation, cellular component: catalytic step 2 spliceosome. Gene Ontology annotation, molecular function: peptidyl-prolyl cis-trans isomerase activity. The record is from RefSeq and is a predicted model, not a curated record.
CUAUUGGAUGAUAUUCAGAUUCUUUUUGUAGAAAAGGAAAUUCAUUCGAAUUCGCGAAGCCUAGUAAAUCCGCGACCCAUCAAAACGUAGUCGGCUCAACCCAACCCAACCCGCGAAACCACCGCCGUGCAGAGCAGACAGUUCCCGACUGGUCUAGACAUCUCGCAGCCGACUUGUCUCGCCGGCCGCCGCCGCCGCCGUCCCUUCCGCUCCGCCGCGACGCCAUGUCGGUGACGCUGCACACCAACCUGGGGGACAUCAAGUGCGAGGUGUUCUGCGACCAGGUGCCCCGGACGGCGGAGAACUUCCUGGCGCUGUGCGCGAGCGGCUACUACGACGGCACGGUGUUCCACCGCAACAUCAAGGGGUUCAUGGUCCAGGGCGGCGACCCCACGGGCACCGGCAAGGGCGGCGCCUCCAUCUGGGGCGGCAAGUUCGCCGACGAGUUCCGCGAGUCGCUCAAGCACACCGCCAGGGGGAUCAUGUCCAUGGCCAACAGCGGGCCCAACACCAACGGCAGCCAGUUCUUCAUCACCUACGCCAAGCAGCCCCACCUCAACGGCCACUACACCGUCUUCGCCAAGGUCAUCCAUGGCUUCGAGGUGCUCGACCUCAUGGAGAAGACGCCCACAGGGCCCGCCGACCGCCCGCUCGCCGAGAUCAGGCUCAACCGUGUCACCGUCCACGCCAACCCCCUCGCCGGAUAAGGGGGCAAUCAAGCAAGGCUUCCUUCCUGGCUGGUGAUUGCUCAUGCCUCUGUUUGCUCUCUAGUUCUCUUGCUGUUGUAGGAGCUUGGCUAAUCUAGGAAUUGGAACCUGUCUGUCUGGUUCUGCAAUACCAUCCUUUACCUGAAUUUUACAUGCUAGUACACUGGUGUGGUAACUGAUGUUUACAAGUGUUUGGUUAAAUGCUUUACUUGCUCGGGAUUGUUCAUCUACUUUGUAAAAUGUUGUUACACAGCAAGCUGCAGUGUUUGCUCAAUGCUCUGAUGAUCUUCAGACUCCGCAUUCCUUUUGCUGA